ACAUGAAUUGUACUUAUAAUUAUUUAAUACAAAAAUAAUAAAAAGUAAUUAUUUUUUAUGAUAGAAAUAUGUUCAUUAAAGAUUGUGUAAAUUGUUUUGUAACGUUUUUUUGGGGGCUGUGAGUUGGCGUGAAGGCGGCAAAUGGGCAAGUGAAUAGCAUAUCUCCAUAUUCCGAAAUUACCCCUAUUUAUAAGUAAGGCAGAAUAGCACUUAAGUUUUGGCGGGCUGGUGAAAAUAUUUGUAAUGAAAGGGUAGAGAAGUCAUUUUAGCAGAUCCUGGCGCUUAGGGUUUUCGGCAAUGCCUUUAUAAAGAGCACCAUUUUCUAUCCUGAUCACCCACUUCUUCUGUCGGUUCUCUUACAGCAGUCGGUUUAAUACUUUGAUCAUUUCUCUGUUUUUGCUUCCUCUGAUUCAGAUGGAUCUAACUGAUAAGGUGAUUGGAUCUGAGGCAACGGAGAUGACAACUCCAGAAGUGAUGAUUUCAUCUGAAAUGGAAGUAAAAGCUGCUGAAAUGAUGAUUUCACCUGAAAUCAAAGCGAAAGCUCCUGAAGUGAUUUCCUCUGAAAUCCAGAUGAAAACUCCUGAAGUGAUUUCAUCUGAAAUUCAGAUGAAAAAUUGUGUGAAUUGUGGUGCUAUGAAAACGCCUCUUUGGCGUAGUGGUCCUGCGGGUCCUAAGUCGCUGUGCAAUGCUUGUGGCAUCAGGAGCAGGAAGAAGAAGAGAGAUCUGCUCGGGUUGAACAAGGAUGAGAAAAAGACGAAGAAAUCGUCUGCUAAUUCUGCUAGCAGCAGCAAUGUGGACAAGAAGAAGAAGAAGAAAAUAUGUGCAGUGAAGAAUGCUGAUGCAAUUCCAAUUCACUGGACUGAUCUUGAUGAUGUUGAACAAGCUGCUUUCUUGUUGAUGUGUCUGUCUUGUAGCUCUGUUUGUGCUUGAUCAGGGCCAUUGGUUGGUUGGUGGGUGAGGGAGUGAGUGAUCAGUGGUGGGUAGUAGAAUCAUAAAACAGCAAUAGAUAAAUAGUUGAGCAAUUAUUUCUCCUAGGACUUGAAAAGGAUACUUUUAUCCUUUUUAGAUUUUUAUUUAAUUUAUUAGUUUAAUCAAAUUCCUUGUUAUGCUUAAAAGAUUCAUCAAAUAUAUGGAAAAUUUACUUCUUUAUCAAA
This is a messenger RNA of Solanum lycopersicum (tomato), 1154 nucleotides long. RefSeq names its product GATA transcription factor 16. NCBI's taxonomy places the organism in Eukaryota, Viridiplantae, Streptophyta, Magnoliopsida, Solanales, Solanaceae. Gene Ontology annotation, molecular function: sequence-specific DNA binding; zinc ion binding. Gene Ontology annotation, biological process: regulation of DNA-templated transcription. The record is from RefSeq and is a predicted model, not a curated record.